CUUUGUGAAGAUUAUACUAAAUUUAUGGUAUUAAACAUCAUAAUGGCUACAAACUGCUUGACACAUUAAAGGCAUUCACUAAGUGUCCAUUGCUUGGUAACUCUUUAAAAACUGUAUUUUAAAUGGUGAUGUUUUGUUAACAUCAGAACGACAAAAAAAUACUACAAUGGCCAUCCAUUCCCUCACUCCACCCUUUCAUCUAUUCAACAAACACCUGGGAAUAGAGAGAUAAACAGCACAGGAUCUUACUCCCCUGAGAACUCUUAGCUGUCGUUUAGAAUGAGAGAGAAAUGGGUAAACAGGCCAAGACUUGGGCAGGAGGUGCUAGGAGAGAGGAAGGCACUAGGUGGCGUGAAGGAAAGCAAUUUGAAGCAUCUCCAUCCUGGACUUAAUGGGUGAGGGAAGCUUCCUGGGGAAGACUGCCUGGGGCUGAGCCCAGAAGGAUAAACAGGAAUUAGCCAGGGAAUGUGGAGUAGAAUGCAGUCCAAACACAAAAAAAUUCAAGUCAAUCCACAGAAGUGGGUCGUGGAAUUCCAGGCAGAGAGUGACUAAAUGAAGAUGGAAGGACAGGGAGGCGGUGGCCACAUCACAGAGAACCUCUUAUCCUAAGAACUCUGGACUUCAUCUUCAGAGGCAAGGUAGAGAGAGCGAGGACUUUAGAGCAGGAAAAGGACCAGGUCAGUCUAGCGGCCAUGGGGAAGGUGGGUGGGAGGGGCCGAGAUGGGAUGCAUGGAGGUGCGUGAGGUGGAGGCAGUGGUGAGCCAGGAAAUAUUUAGGACGUAGAAUCCUCAGGAAUUGGAGUGCGGCGAAUUAGUUAGAGGGGAGAAUUGAGGCUGAUGCUCAAGUUCCUGGCUUGGGCAAUGUGGGUAGUUAUGUCAUACAGGGAACUUGGAAGAAGAUAUGGUUUGGGGGAAGGGAAUGAGUUCACUCUGGCUAUGAGCAGACUUUGUUUGAGAUCCCGUGUCAGACGUACUUGAAAAUGUCCAAGAGUUAGCUGGAUAUGGGUACAGACAGCUUUCAAUUUAACUGAGGUCUGACUUAAGAUUUUUUUUUUACUUUAUGAUGGUGCAAAAGUGACACACAUUUGGUAGAAAACAUAAUUUGACCUUUGCUGUUUCCCCAGGACAGUGAUAUAAGGUUAGGAUACUCUCUUGCGAUGCUGGGCAGUGGCAGUGAGCUGCAGCUCCCAGUGGGUAAAUUAAGCAUGGAAAUCUGGAACACAGCAGCUUUUAAGGGAUGCACUUGGGAGAGAAGUUUGUAAAAAUACCUUGGGACGGAUUAAAUGUCUUGGCUUAGAGAAAGAACAACAGACAAUAGGAAACUGUCAUUGAGGAGAAGCCGGGAUUCAGGAGACGUACAUUAUUCAGGUAGCUGAGGGAGGGGACAGGAACCUGAAUCUUCAACAGAAGCAAACAAACUGGGAUGGAGGGCCCAGCCUCAUGAAGGUGACCAGAAGGACCCCGUGCUGCAGGCUGUGUGGGUAGCUGAGCAGAGCUAAGCGGCUUGACGGACCAACAUCUCUCCAGCUGGUUGAAGACAAGCUCUCAGAAGACAAUGCUGCAUGUCACAGCCCCAACAACCAACAACACCAGCCUGACAACUUGCUGGGGUGGCCGCCUUGUGGUCUGAGGUGGCCGUCUAAACUAUGUGGUCUGAUCUCAGGCUGCAGACCUUGCAGGACUGUCUUCACACAGACUGGAAGUGCUAACAGGUGGUGAGGACACCGCUUUACAACGAUGCAGGGGGCCCCAUGUCACCCUCACCCAUGGGAAGUUUGACUUGGUGGACUCAGCCAAGCCACAGAGGUCUAACGCUUCUCUGUGGUGAUUUCAGGCUGCCCUGGCAGAAAGCACAGUGCCUGCAGACAUGCUGUCACUGCUCCACGCGUCAACGCUGGCAGUCCUUGGGGCUCUGUGUGUAUAUGGUGCAGGUCACCUAGAGCAACCUCAAAUUUCCAGUACUAAAACGCUGUCAAAAACAGCCCGCCUGGAAUGUGUGGUGUCUGGAGUAACAAUUUCUGCAACAUCUGUAUAUUGGUAUCGAGAAAGACCUGGUGAAGUCAUACAGUUCCUGGUGUCCAUUUCAUAUGACGGCACUCUCAGAAAGGAAUCCAGCAUUCCAUCAGGCAAAUUUGAGGUGGAUAGGAUACCUGAAACGUCUACAUCCACUCUCACCAUUCACAAUGUAGAGAAACAGGACAUAGCUACCUACUACUGUGCCUUGUGGGAGGUGCACAAGUUGGGCAAAAAAAUCAAGGUAUUUGGUCCCGGAACAAAGCUUAUCAUUACAGAUAAACACCUUGAUGCAGAUGUUUCCCCCAAGCCCACUAUUUUUCUUCCUUCAAUUGCUGAAACAAAGCUCCAGAAGGCUGGAACAUACCUUUGUCUUCUUGAGAAAUUUUUCCCGGAUAUUAUUAAGAUACAUUGGCAAGAAAAGAAGAGCAACACGAUUCUGCGAUCCCAGGAGGGGAACACCAUGAAGACUAACGACACAUACAUGAAAUUUAGCUGGUUAACGGUGCCAGAAAAGUCACUGGACAAAGAACACAGAUGUAUUGUCAGACAUGAGAAUCAUAAAAACGGAGUUGAUCAAGAAAUUAUCUUUCCUCCAAUAAAGACAGAUGUCAUCACAAUGGAUCCCAAAGACAAUUGUUCAAAAGAUGCAAAUGAUACACUACUGCUGCAGCUCACAAACACCUCUGCAUAUUACAUGUACCUCCUUCUGCUCCUCAAGAGUGUGGUCUAUUUUGCCAUCAUCACCUGCUGUCUGCUUAGAAGAACGGCUUUCUGCUGCAAUGGAGAGAAAUCAUAACAGACAGUGGCACAAGGAGGUCAUCUUUUCCUCAUCGGUUAUUGUCCCUAGAAGUGUCUUCUGAGGAUCUAGUUGGGCUUUCUUUCUGGGUUUGGGCCAUUUCAGUUCUCAUGUGUGUACUAUUCUAUCAUUAUCGUAUAAUGGUUUUCAAACCAGUGGGCACACAGAGAACCUCACUCUGUAAUAACAAUGAGGAAUAGCCACGGCGAUCUCCAGCACCAAUCUGUCCAUGUUUUCCACAGCUCCUCCAGCCAACCCAAAUAGCGCCUGCUAUAGUGUAGACAGCCUGUGGCUUCUAGCUUUGUCCCUCUCUUAGUGUUCUUUAAUCAGAUAACUGCCUGGAAGCCUCUCAUUUUACACGCCCUGAAGCAGUCUUCUUUGCUAGUUGAAUUAUGUGGUGUGUUUUUCGUAAUAAGCAAAAUAAAUUUUAAAAAAAUGAAAA
Molecule: messenger RNA, 3253 nt
Organism: Pan troglodytes (chimpanzee)
Lineage: Eukaryota; Metazoa; Chordata; Mammalia; Primates; Hominidae
Product: T cell receptor gamma constant 1
Exons: 6
Coding region: 1867-2811 (314 amino acids)
Source: RefSeq, a predicted model, not a curated record